AUGGAAUUUUCAUUGGAUUUUCCUAGAAUUCUCAUCAUUAUCGUAAUGAUGAUGACGAGUGAUGAUCUGUCCCUGGUACGGGUACGAACAGCAGUCAAUAAACAAAGAGAUAUGAAGAGUACAGCCGGGGACAGUUGUAUAAGUUUCAAAAGUAUUUUUAUGCGUAGAAGCUUCUUUUACAACAAAGUUUUUCUCCAAGUGAACGAUUAUGAGCCUGUUGAACUCGCUUCGCAGUCGCAGCUUCAUAGCAGAAUGAAUAGACAAAGAUUUGCGGUGUUUACUCGAAGUUUUAUUGGAUUUGCUUAA
This is a messenger RNA of Clunio marinus, 306 nucleotides long. The record is from the annotation of a GenBank genome assembly. NCBI's taxonomy places the organism in Eukaryota, Metazoa, Arthropoda, Insecta, Diptera, Chironomidae.